AUGUCCUAUUCAGUGAGCAUGGUCUCUGCGACACCUGCACCACCAAUGGGAUGUGAAACUGAAGCAUCUUUGCGUUGGCCGCACACACGACGACAGAUGCGACGUGCAACAUUCAUCCUCAAAACUACCGAAGGUGGUGAUGGGAACAAGUUAAAAGACAAUGUUUGUUUUAUGGCGGACCCUUCGGCUGCGAAGAAGAUCAUAUAG
Molecule: messenger RNA, 207 nt
Organism: Opisthorchis viverrini
Lineage: Eukaryota; Metazoa; Platyhelminthes; Trematoda; Opisthorchiida; Opisthorchiidae
Exons: 1
Coding region: 1-207 (68 amino acids)
Source: RefSeq, a predicted model, not a curated record